Eimeria mitis is the source of this 225-nucleotide messenger RNA. RefSeq lists its product as uncharacterized. The transcript is spliced from 3 exons. Lineage: Eukaryota; Apicomplexa; Conoidasida; Eucoccidiorida; Eimeriidae. The record is from RefSeq and is a predicted model, not a curated record. Bases 1 to 225 code for a protein of 74 amino acids.
AUGCUGGGUAGGGCAAAACGAGUUGCUGAAUUUCUACAACAGAAUAUCCUCCAACAGAUCUCUCAUCAUCAAGGCAAGCAGCAGCAGCAGCAGCAGCAGCAGCAGCAGCAGCAGCUGCAGCAGCAGCAGCAGAAGGAGCAGCAGCAGAAGCAGCUAGUUUUUUUUUUUAUAGUCUUUCUGCUGCUGAUGGCCUUCAUUUUGUUUUUCGUUUUCUUUCUAAGCUAA